Phaedon cochleariae (mustard beetle) is the source of this 345-nucleotide messenger RNA. Lineage: Eukaryota; Metazoa; Arthropoda; Insecta; Coleoptera; Chrysomelidae. The record is from the annotation of a GenBank genome assembly.
AUGGAUCAUUAUGGAGGUCAAAAUUUGCUGCCGGAUCUCUUAGAAAAUGGAAAUGUGAUGUACGAGGAACUGAGAGACCGCUAUCUUCAAUUCUCCUUGUAUGACUUCGACCGUUUCUCGAGGCACGAUUUGAUAGGUCACGUGGUCUUCAAAGGACUCUACGAAAUAGCAGAUCUACAGCAAGAAGUGGAGUAUACUAUGAGCAUACUAUGCCCUCCCAAGAUCAAAACAUUUAUUCGUGUUAAAAUGGAAGAUUGCCCUGAUGCAGAACUCCUUAAGGAUCCCGAAUUUGAUGAUUUUGACUCAUCGGCAUAUUUCGAGUUUGGUUCGGUUGACGUACGCUGA